AUGAGUCCUACGGUCGUUCAUCGCUUCCGCCACAUCAUUCAUAGAGCCCGUCAUUCGGUUUCGCGUCAGCGAAAGCCAACCAUAACCUCUCAACAUCGCAAUGAGCCCCUCUGGGAGCGACUGCCGACCAACGUCCUGGUCCAGAUCCUGGCAGAAUGCGAUCUCUACGACAUUUACUCUCUUAUCCUGACUUGUCGCCGCCUGCACCGGCGCAUCUACCGCAAUGAAUCCGCCAUCGCCCAGGAAUAUCUGCGUCGUCGCACACGACGACAUCAAUUUUCCGAGGAUCUGGAAUACGAUGAAUUGAUUGAUUCACCCGGCGACGACCUGUCCUUCAUCUCGGACCUCUUUCCCCCUCCACCACCGCAGUACACCGGCAUCGAUACCGAUAUGCGCGACGAUCUCCCCGAGUAUACACUUGGAUAUCUGGCGGAUCUCACGCGAUGCUGGACGACCUGUAUCCGACUCUCCUACUAUCUCGCCGAUUACGUCGUCAACAACCAUCUGCAGACCAACGCGAUCGCUCAACCGCUCUGGUCCUCCUCCAAAACUCAAAAGGAAGUGGUAUACAGUCGAGCGGUCGGGCUCUUGCAAGCCCGUCUCCUAUACCCCAUGGCCUACCUGAUCUUCUUCCUCGAAACCAACGCCACAAACCUCGACUCCAACCAGCCCCUCUCCCAACAAUCCAUCCUCCAAGCUCCCCCAUUCACAGACACCACCAUCCUCCUCUCCACCCACCACUGCAUGCACCUCCUCUGCACCUCCGUCCAGCGCCUCAUGGCCCCCGAAAUCCCACACACCUCAGCCGAGAACUGGCUCGGCCUACUCCUCACAACAUCCACCCUCGAACGACUCAUGGAUUUCUUCAUCGCCGCAGCCGCCGACUCCGGCACCACCAACACCACGAAACGAAAACCCUCCUCCUCGUCCCUAUCCCCACGAUCCAGCCCCUCAUCCUCCCCUCCGUUACCAUCUCUCUCAUCCACCUCGUCCACCUGGACCCGCCGACGCGAGUUCAUGUGGCGCAUGCGUGCCGAUCUAGGCGAGUUCCUGGCCCUGGCUGGCACCAGGGCUGGGGCGCGGUAUAGCAUCUCCGGGGGCUCGGACUACCCGUUGCCCAGUUUGGGGAGUAUAUGGUUCGGGGCGGCGCAGAGGGAGAUAUGUCGGCGGGGCGCGAUCCCGCAUUUUUGUGAUGAGGUGCCGGUGUUGCAUGGGUCUGGGGUGGUCUUGGGGUGUGAGUUUUGUGAUGAUGUUUCUUUUUGA
Messenger RNA from Aspergillus melleus, 1263 nucleotides. Its product is annotated as F-box protein. The record is from RefSeq and is a predicted model, not a curated record. Lineage: Eukaryota; Fungi; Ascomycota; Eurotiomycetes; Eurotiales; Aspergillaceae. Bases 1 to 1263 code for a protein of 420 amino acids. The transcript is spliced from 3 exons. Gene Ontology annotation, molecular function: protein binding.